GAGAGAGAGGGAGAGAGAAAGAGACUGAGACAGAGACAGAGACAGAGAGACAGAGAGGGGAUGGGGAGGCAGAGUAGACGCAAAUAAAUUAGCGAGAAACAUGCACGAGUGAAGAAAAGUUAGAGUUUGAACAUUAUACAAGACAAGCAGUCAGGAAACAAAAAAAACAAAAACCCAAACAAGUUCAUAUAAAAGGGUAUCAAAACCUUUCACUGUCCAAUUUUUCUCAUCCUAAUGAGAUGAACAAAUAAAAGCAAAACUUUCAUUAUAGUGAUAAAUAUUACAAUAACCAAAUUAAUGGAGGAAAAGAAUUAGAAAAAAAAAAGAUUUCAUCAGGUUCAUACAUUGCCACGGAGCGGGUUUCAGUGAGCCGGAACAUGCGGAGCUUUACAGCACGUCGCUUUGUGUAAGAGUAAGAGAAAAGCAGUGACCAAUCAGAAGCUGCAUUCAGCACGAUGGCAAAAAGUAGAAGGCCACGAUUGGCCAGAAAUGCUUUAUCAUGAUGCCUGCUGGCGUGACACAGCAGGGCCGCGCGGCCUGGUCGAUUCCAGUAGAAAAUAGAUCUAUGAGGCCUAGUUUCGUUAUUCAUACAAGCGGAACGACUACACCGGGAUCAUUCAGUCUGUUCAUGUUGUUGGCUCAGGAACGUGUCUGACGAAUUUCCAGCAUGUAAAACACGUGAGAGAACCCCAUGCCGAACAAGGCAUGGAAAUUUAGGCAGCAGUACAACAGACAGGGAAGAAGAUAAAAAGAGACCUCUAGACGCCCAGCUUGACUGAGAGAGCCUGAGCUAUACUGUCAGGAUGGAAUCCUUACCGCAGAUCGGACCUCUGCAUACGGAUGUUGUGAUUGUUGGUAAUGGGCCUUCUGCGCUGGCAUUGUCCUUUAUGCUAGCCGGCCACAGACCUUACUACGACGGUACACCUCUGUCUAACGAAUUUCUCAACGACAGAUUGGUGAAGGACAUGGAAGUUUCCCUCGUUGACAAAGAACUGGAACCAUUGUGUGAAGGACUGGAGGGCCGCAGCAACAACCCUGUUGCUUUACUGUUUGACAAUUUGUUCCAUCCGGACGCGGACUUGGGGUUGGAUAACCCGUCUGUGAUCGACUGGAAGCACGAAGAGCAGACAGAAAUAGACCACGUUGUCUUGGGGAAAACUAAAGCCGGGGGCACGUGGCAGAAAAUUGAUGGAACUAUGCAAACUAUCAGCCAAAACACCUGGAUGGAGCUUCCAAAUGUUCCCUUCAGAGAAUGGAUGGCUCAGAAUCGGAGGAACUCGGGGGUAGGUGAACCUAUGUACGGGCGUGCCACCAUUGGAGACGUGAAGGAUUACUACUUGGACUACGUCAAGUCCCAGGGACUGCAGCGUUACUUCAAAGACAACUACACCGUGACGUCUGUGCAGAGGGUGUACCAUCUACGAAAUGCUGUCGACAGCGAGAGUGGAGAGGUGGAGCCGUGCUGUCGCAACGUCCGCAGAAACCACACCCACUGCUGGGAGGUGCGCGGCUACCAUUCGGUCUUCGAUGACCAAGGGCAGGCCAUUUCGCGCCAAGACUUCUGCUAUUUAGCCCCUCACGUUGUGCUUGCCGCAGGUGCCUACGACAUUCCAAAUCGACUUGGGGUGGAGGGGGAGAACCGUCCUUUCGUCACUCAUAGCCUCGGGGACUUUGAGAAGCAUUUAUCGUCGUCUGCACUCAACACCCUGUCCGACCCCGUUCUAGUGGUCGGUGCGGGUCUCAGCGCGGCCGAUGCCAUCCUCAUGGCCAUGGAGUCGAACGUCCCGGUGAUUCAUGUGUUCCGUCGCGGCCCCUCCGACCCGUCCCUCAUCUUCUCCAAACUGCCCAGCACCAUGUACCCGGAGUACCACCGCAUCCACUCGCUCAUGAAGGGCAAGGAGACGAGCGAGCUCUACCGGCCCAUGGCACGCCACAACGUCAUCGAGAUCCUGGACCAUAAAGUCCUGGUGGGCACCAAGAAACAGGACCAGAUGGCCACCUUCGACAUCUCAUUCGCCGCCAUCAUGAUCGGGUCCCGGGCCGACCUCGGCUUUCUCCCUCGUGAAGGCCGGCAUCUGGGCGUGGUGCCCAAGUGGCCGAUCGACAGCAAGCACAACCCCAUCGAUGUGGACGUUUAUUCGUACCAGUCCGCCCAUGAGCCCCAAAUGUUUGCCAUGGGGCCCUUGGUCGGAGACAGUUUUGUUCGGUUUGGGAUCGGAGGCGCCUUGGGCAUUGUGAAUCAUCUGAGAAAGUGUCACAAAAAGGAGAAUUUGUAGUAGAAGGAAGAAAGACUUCUGUCAUGAUCUCAUCCUGUUUACUGUGCGGCCCAGGUCUGUUCUACCUUAUUGUACGUGCCCUAUGGGUGCAGUUAGAAAUAGAACCAAAGAGUUGUCUGUUGAACCGUUUACUGCUUUGAAUACUGCCAGUAUAUAUGUACUAAAGUUUAACCAUCAUUUGUAUUCUGUAAGUUCAUUGAUUCGGGUGAAUGUUUUUGAAGCCUCAGUGUCAGAUUAAUUUAGAUGUAUCUAGACGCAGACUUGUUAGAAAGAUACUCUAAAAAGUCAUUGUAGUCUGAUCUGAGAGCUGAAUCAAUAUGUUCACUUUUGCACAGUUUCAUAUAAUUCGGUAUGUUCACCUCACUUUGGCCCAUUUUGUUCUCGCUGAAGUCGCUGAAGUGUACUUUAACAUGAAAAAACCCCCCGCCAGAUCCCACAGCGAUUGUGGAAGUGCCUAAUUCUAAUUUAUGAUAGCUCACUGCGUUUUUAAAGUAUCUUGUAAACACUAACAGUAACAUAAAUUAUUUUUUCUCUCUCAGAAUUGGCAUGCUGGUUCUCAUCUAUCUAUGACCACAAAUCCAGAUCACAAGUUAUUGUUCCGGUAUUAAUUCAAAAAGGCAGUUCCCAUUGCUUGGACACACUUUUGCUAACAUGGGAAAGUUGAGUGAUUUGCACCCAAGUUGUGUUUGCUGCUCUGUGGGGCUCUGGACCUCACUGUUUGUUUGUAGAACGAAAUAUAUAUAUGUUCUAAAU
This is a messenger RNA of Aplysia californica (California sea hare), 3029 nucleotides long. Its product is annotated as oxidative stress-induced growth inhibitor 2. The record is from RefSeq and is a predicted model, not a curated record. The transcript has 6 exons. Bases 804 to 2276 code for a protein of 490 amino acids. Lineage: Eukaryota; Metazoa; Mollusca; Gastropoda; Aplysiida; Aplysiidae.